This is a messenger RNA of Carica papaya (papaya), 1508 nucleotides long. Its product is annotated as putative auxin efflux carrier component 1d. The record is from RefSeq and is a predicted model, not a curated record. Gene Ontology annotation, cellular component: plasma membrane; endoplasmic reticulum. Lineage: Eukaryota; Viridiplantae; Streptophyta; Magnoliopsida; Brassicales; Caricaceae. Gene Ontology annotation, molecular function: auxin efflux transmembrane transporter activity. Gene Ontology annotation, biological process: auxin export across the plasma membrane; auxin polar transport.
AUUAUACACACCCAAAAAUUAGAUUACGGAGAAUUGAAGAAAGAACUCACAAGGAAGAAGAAAUGAUUGGCAUAAAAGAUCUGUACUGUGUGUUGACAGCCGUAGUUCCUCUCUACGUCACCAUGUUCUUAGCUUACGCUUCUGUAAAAUGGUGGAACAUAUUUUCUCCCGAUCAAUGCGCCGGCAUAAACAGGUUCGUCGCCAUUUUAGCCGUCCCACUCCUCUCAUUCGAGUUCAUUUCAAGAAUAAACCCUUAUAGAAUGAACUUACUUUUUCUGGCCGCCGACGGAAUCUCCAAGCUUAUAAUUUUGUUUGCCUUGCUUUGCUGGGCUAAUUUCUCCCGAAAAGGAAAUCUCGACUGGGCAAUAACACUUUUCUCCCUCUCCUCUCUCCCCAACACUCUGGUUAUGGGGAUUCCUUUGUUGAAAUCCAUGUACGGAGAUGACAAGGAGUUUCUCAUGGUCCAAGUCGUGGUGUUGCAGUGCAUUAUGUGGUAUACCUUAUUGCUGUUUUUGUUUGAGUAUAGAGCUGCCAGGAAUGUUCUUGUCGCCAACAGGAUGAAGCUGGCUGGUAAUUACAGUAAUGAAAGAAAUAUUCAGCUGGUUCAGGGAGGUGACGAACUGGUGGCUGGCGCUCCUGAGGAAGAUGAAGUUGUCGGCGUUGUGGUAGCGAGUGGUUUAACGACGUCGGAUUCGCAGAAGUUAAAGCCUAUCCAAGCUGCAGCCAUAGAGGGAGACUGUAAACAGGUCCAUUUGUUCAUUUGGCGAUGUGGCUGUUGCGUUUCUCAAGGUGUUUGCGAGAAGGCAGUGCAAGUUUUCGAAAAAGAAGAAAGCAACGUAGAGACAAUGAUGACAUAUGAGAAAACAGAAGCAGUUCCCGAUGAUCAGAAUAACAAAAAAGAUAUUUCUUCUCCAUUAAUAUUCUCCUGGGAGCUGGUCUGGCAGAUUCUCAAAACAGUAUGGUUUAAACUUUUAAGGAAUCCCAACUCUUACGCCAGCGUACUCGGCAUAACUUGGGCCUUAAUUUCUUGCAGAUGGGAUAUAAAGAAACCCGAAAUAAUGGACAAUUCGGUGACAAUUUUGUCGAAAGCCGGUCUGGGUAUGGCUAUGUUUAGUCUUGGGCUGUUCAUGGCAUUGCAACCCAGAUUGAUAGCUUGUGGAAAAAGAGUUACAGUGUAUUGGAUGGUAGCUAGGUUUAUGGUUGGACCUGGAGUGAUGGGAAUAGCUUCAGUUGCAGUAGGGCUUAGAGGCACCGUACUUAAACUCUCCAUUGUACAAGCUGCCCUCCCACAAGCCAUUGUUCCCUUCGUUUUUGCCAGGGAAUAUAAUCUUCAUCCUCAUGUUUUAAGCACUGCGGUGAUAUUUGGAAUGAUAGUUUCGCUGCCAAUCACUAUAUUAUAUUACAUUCUAUUGGGUCUCUAAUUUGAGCGGAGUGUAGAUAAUACAGAUAUAUAUAUAUAUAUAUAUAUAUGGGUCACUAUAAAAAUUAGUUGAGGUAAGUUUUGACUA